UAUUUUUUAAUAGUAUGCAAUGAGUCGAAAGAAUUUUUUAUUUGUACGUAAUAUUGCUCAAUGAUAAAUAAGCCAAAUUUUUACUGCUAAAUAGUACAAUUAAACAAUAGAUUAGAUGAAGGUUUUCGCACAGUAGCGCGAUUACAAAUUGAAUUUUGAUCACCUCAAAGGUGCUGACUGGCGCAGUGGCGCUAUAAAUGCAUUGUACCGCGUGUUUUGAAGUAACCUCAAUUCAGAACGCCGUUUGGACUCACUUUUUGCUCCAUUAUCGAAAUUUGAGCACAUGUUCCAGCAGAUUCUCUAAUCUUCUCCCGUGGAGGAAAUCAUCGGUGCUCAAUUUCGUGUUCAGAACGAUGUCGGAGAAGACGGCGGUGAAAAUCGGCACGCACGACGGCACCUUCCACUGCGACGAAGUACUUGCCUGUGCACUCUUGAAACUGCUGCCACAGUACAAGGAUGCCUCUAUAGUAAGAUCUCGAGAUCAGAGUAUCUUGAAUACCUGUGAUAUCGUAGUGGACGUCGGCCGGGAAUAUGAUCCCUCCAGGCACCGAUACGACCAUCACAUGAGGGAAUUUAAGGAGACAGUUAGUACCGUUAUGAAGAAUCCAAGGUAUAAGUGGACAAUAAAAUUAAGCAGUGCAGGUCUGAUCUAUUGUCACUUCGGCCAUGAAAUAUUGAGAAGUGUACUUCCAGAUGUAAGGGAGGACAAAGUUAUCGAUGAGGUCUUCAUGAAGGUCUACGAUACCUUGAUCAAAGAGAUCGAUGCUAUAGACAACGGUGUGCUGAUGUACGAUGGAGAGCCAUUGUACCGAAUUGUCACUGAUUUAAGCUCCCGAGUGAGCAGUCUGAAUCCUCAGUGGAACAGCAAGGAUGUCAAUGUCGACGAACGAUUUAAGAAAGCUAUGGCUUUGGUCCUAGAGGAGUUUCUGGAAUUUGUACGAUACACGAAGGACAUUUGGCUACCAGCAAGGGACAUCGUGCGUCGCGCUAUAGAGAAUCGAUUGGAGGUCGACUCGAGCGGAGAGAUAAUAGCACUGUCGCAGGCAACACCGUGGAAGGAACAUCUGUUCCUACUGGAAAAGGAGAUGAGCGUAUCGCCACCGAUAAAGUACGCUGUUUUUGAUGGCAACGACUCGUAUCGGGUUCAAUGCGUGCCGGUAGCGUUGGGAAGUUUCGUAUGCAGGCUGUGUUUGCCGGAGAAGUGGGGCGGUUUGUCUAACGACGCGCUUGUGGAAGCCUGCGGAAUCGAAGGCGCCCGAUUUGUGCAUGCCAAUCGGUUUAUCGGCGGUCACGGUACCAGGGAUGGUGCGUUGGCUAUGGCGCGUAAAGCGCUCGAAAUCGGAAAGUCGGAAUAAUGUUUGAUAAGCGCUAGGUCGUUAAUGAUUAUUGAACAAUUCCCGACUCCUCUUUUUACGUUCGACUUAAACUGAUUUAUUUGAGUCGCGCUUAGAGGAAACAUCGUAUCAAUAUGAUAUUCUCGAAAAAUAAUUUUUUGAUAUGCUCAAAAAAUAAUGUUUUCUCCCGAAACACUGCGUUUUAAUUUGACAUUAAUUUAUUUAAAUUAUAAUCCAGAAACAGGGUCUCAUUACCACACUGCCAAGAACACUGGUCACGAUAAAAUAUGAUGUAAUGAGGAACAAUAAAUUACUAUAAUGCACCUU
Messenger RNA from Ooceraea biroi (clonal raider ant), 1661 nucleotides. RefSeq names its product UPF0160 protein MYG1, mitochondrial. NCBI's taxonomy places the organism in Eukaryota, Metazoa, Arthropoda, Insecta, Hymenoptera, Formicidae. The record is from RefSeq and is a predicted model, not a curated record. Gene Ontology annotation, cellular component: cytoplasm; nucleus.